Ricinus communis (castor bean) is the source of this 1520-nucleotide messenger RNA. Its product is annotated as replication factor C subunit 2. NCBI's taxonomy places the organism in Eukaryota, Viridiplantae, Streptophyta, Magnoliopsida, Malpighiales, Euphorbiaceae. The transcript has 11 exons. The record is from RefSeq and is a predicted model, not a curated record. Bases 282 to 1343 code for a protein of 353 amino acids. Gene Ontology annotation, biological process: DNA-templated DNA replication; DNA repair. Gene Ontology annotation, cellular component: DNA replication factor C complex; nucleus. Gene Ontology annotation, molecular function: DNA clamp loader activity; ATP binding; ATP hydrolysis activity.
UUAAAAACUGACCAAUUAAAUCAUAAAAUCAUAAAUUUAUUUUCUACAAUACUAAUAACAAUCUCAAAUAGAAAUCAAAAGUGAUUUUUAUUUUCUUGUAAAAAAAACAAAAAAAAAAAAAGAAAAAGAAAAAAGAAGAAAGGGAGAUUGGGCCAGCAAAACAUGCACAGGCCACAGGCCCAAUCAUCGUCGAAAGCGGGAAAAAGAAAAUUGCACUUCGUUACGUCAAAGAGAAAUAAAAUAGACGACGAGAGUUUCUACUUGCAGAAAAGAGAAGAGAAAUGGCGCCAAUAUUGCAGAGCUCACAACCAUGGGUUGAGAAAUAUCGACCAAAGCAAGUGAAAGAUGUAGCUCACCAGGAAGAAGUGGUUCGUGUUCUUACCAACACUCUCGAAACCAGUAAUUGCCCGCAUAUGCUCUUUUAUGGCCCACCUGGGACCGGAAAAACGACGACAGCACUGGCUAUCGCUCACCAGCUUUUUGGACCUGAACUUUACAAGUCGAGGGUUUUAGAGCUAAAUGCAAGCGAUGACCGUGGUAUUAAUGUUGUUCGGACUAAGAUUAAGAAUUUUGCUGCUGUGGCUGUAGGUUCUGGUCAGCGUGCAGGGGGCUACCCUUGUCCACCAUAUAAAAUAAUUAUCUUAGAUGAGGCUGAUUCAAUGACUGAAGAUGCGCAGAAUGCCCUUAGGCGUACAAUGGAAACUUACUCCAAAGUUACACGAUUCUUUUUUCUUUGCAAUUAUAUCAGCAGGAUCAUAGAGCCACUUGCUUCAAGAUGUGCCAAAUUUAGGUUCAAGCCACUUUCAGAAGAAAUAAUGAGCAGCCGUGUAUUGCAUAUAUGCAGAGAGGAAGGCCUAAACCUGGACGCAGAGGCUCUUUCAACACUAAGCUAUGUAUCACAAGGUGAUCUUCGUCGGGCUAUCACAUACUUGCAAGGAGCUGCUCGCUUAUAUGGAUCAACAAUUUCAUCUAAGGACCUAAUAAGUGUAUCUGGGGUCAUUCCACAAGAGGCUGUAGGGGCACUUUAUGCUGCAUGCAGAAGUGGUGACUUUGAUAUGGCAAACAAGGAGGUCAACAACAUUAUUGCAGAAGGAUAUCCAGUUUCUCAAAUGCUUGUUCAGAUAGAAGUGCAACUGAUCAGAUACUUUGUCCAGCUACUGGAGGUGGUGGUUGAAGCAGAUGAUAUAUCAGAUGAACAGAAAGCUCAAAUAUGCAAGAGUUUGGGUGCAGCUGAUAAGUGUCUUGUUGAUGGUGCUGAUGAAUACUUGCAGCUGCUGGAUGUGGCCAGCAACACAAUGCGAGCUCUUUGUAAUAUGCCACAAGAAUUUCCUUAUGAGAGUUAGAGAGCUCGGAUUGAGAUGCAGCACAGAGUCAGAUCUUGUAUAAUAAUUUUGAUUUGCUUUUGAAGAAGGUUAAUAUUUCUUGCAAGCAUAAAAAAUUGGAACAGACAUUUGCAUGUGCGCCAAGCCUUUUUUGCUUUCAAUUCUUGCUUAAUGUGAUUGGUGUGCUUGAAUUAGCAA